This is a messenger RNA of Chara braunii, 962 nucleotides long. The record is from the annotation of a GenBank genome assembly. Lineage: Eukaryota; Viridiplantae; Streptophyta; Charophyceae; Charales; Characeae.
ACGGAUCGAUCCUACAAAUGGCGGAAAAUAGCUUAUCAUCGAUGGGGCGUUGGGUGGCGCUUUCACGGAACCUGCGAUGGAUAUUGCUGGGACACAAAGUGGAAGACUUGCGACUGUCGAGGUCGCAGACGACGAAGGCGGUGCACACUGCAGCGAUGCAACUCCGCCAGCGGCAAGUGGGAAAAGGGCCGUCACGGAGGAGGGGGGGAGUCGCGGGGAACAGAGCAAGGUGAAGGCGGAAGAGCGAAAGCUGGAGUGGACAGACAAGGAGAGCAUGGCGCUUAUGAGGCUGCUCUUCGAAGAGGACUGCGCACAGCAAAGCAGGCAAGGGAGGCAAAAGAUCAGGGGUAGACGGGAGAAGUACAACAGGAUAAUAGGGAAAAUGGUUGAGCAAGGCUUUCCAAAACGUGACAUGGAGGACUGCGAGGCAAAGUACUACGCCCUCCUUGACAAAGCAAAAAAGAUCCGGGAUUACAGCGGCGAAUCAGGGAAGCCAAGCUAUUGGGACAUGUCGCGUUCGGAGAAAAAGGAGAAUGGCCUUCCGUUGACAUAUGAAAAGCACAUGUUUGAAGCUCUGCAAUGGAAGCUUGGGAAGGCGGACGGUUUGUGCGAGGACCUGAUGCACAGUGUCAAUCUGCAGAGAGGGCAGACGAGCACGGUCACAGAUGAUGAAGACACUGGCGGCACAAGUGAGAAUGGAGGGGGUCGACGAAAAGCGGAUACUGACAGCGCAAGGGUUACAAGUCUCGACGGACCGCGGGUGUGAGCGGAAACAAACGGCGUUCCGCGGCAGAGAGUUCGAGUGAUGCUUCAAGGGGAGGUUCGUUCGCAGACAUUGGACAUGCUCUUGUCGACGCGAACGACCGUCUGACUCAUGCGGAGAGGAUCGCGGGGAGUUUUGCACAGGCCAUGGACGGAAUGAACAAGACCAUGGCCGACGGUAACAAAACACUGUUACAAUG